UUAAUCCUCCUGCAUAAAAAUCCACUCGAAAACACCACUAAACCAUAAUUAAGUCAGCUCAUAGACUGGCAUUCGCAGUUAAAAAUGUACAGGCCACCAUAUUUUGAGCAAAAACUACAGCCUAACCCUCAAUGGCAACACUACUUAUAGCCAAUCAGCGACCAUUGUUUUCAGUGCUUAUAUUUAAGUAACUAAUUAAUUAUUUAAUCACAGAAACUAAUGCCACCCAUAACUGGCAUUACACCGUAAUCAAGUCAGCUCAUAAACUAAAAUAAUUAAAAAGCCUGCCUAGAGGCAGCAUAAAUGCAUUAACCACCGUACCUUCACAUUAGUCAAGCCACCAUGUGUAUCCAUGUGUCCAUCGUUGCAUGAAAAACUCCACUCUUACCUCACCCUUUAAAAUUCCUCCAAUCUCUCUGCCAUCUUGCACCCCUCAGAGAGAGAGAGAGAGAGAGCAACCCAUCUUCAGUUUUCUCUGGCUAAUCUCUCUUCUGGGUUUCUCUCUUCCUCGCUUGUCUUUCUUCUCCAAAAGGAAAGAGCUAGAGGGAGAGAAAAUUAAGCCCGCGUCAAUAAAAACACCAAAAAUGGAUGUCUAUGGAGGAUUGUCUACCACCACUGCACCUGAUUAUUUCCACAUUGAUGACCUUUUAGACUUCUCUAAUGACGACCUCCUCUCCUCACCCUCCUCCUCCAUCGACCACCACCACCACCUUCCUCCACCUGAAACCUCCUCCAUUCAUCACCACCACUUCCCCUCCUCCACCUAUAUUAAUAACCCUUCUUCUCUCUCCACUGACUUCACUGACCAUCUCUCAGUCCCAACCGAUGACGUGGCAGAGCUAGAGUGGCUAUCGCAAUUCGUGGAGGACUCGUUCUCCGACUUUCCGAGCAUCAUUAAUAUCCCAACCGACACGUCGUUUUGCAACAAAUCUCGCAGCAAACGCUCACGAGCCACCGCCACCACCGCGACGUCCUCCUCGCCGGAGCUCGAAACUGCGGUGACCGGAAAAUCGAGAUUGAAGAAGGAAAACAACGGAGCGCCGCAUUCUCCGGCGGAGGAGGGGACAGUGCGGAGGUGCACGCACUGCGCGUCUGAGAAGACUCCUCAGUGGAGGACGGGUCCGCUGGGUCCAAAAACGCUAUGCAAUGCCUGUGGAGUCAGGUAUAAGUCGGGUCGGCUUGUACCAGAAUAUCGACCCGCAGCGAGUCCGACUUUUGUGUUGACUCGGCAUUCGAACUCGCACCGUAAAGUUUUGGAGCUCCGAAGACAGAAAGAGAUGACGGUGGGGCGGCAGCAGCAGCAGCAGCAGCACGGUUACCAAGGCUAUGAAGUUUGCUAACGUGUCAUGAUCUCAGCGGCUUGAAAUCUGUAGGCUCUACUCGGACGGAAAUGGAUUUGCUCUGCAAGUGAUCGAUUCCAAUACAACAACCUUAACGGUCACAAUAAAGAAAGUUGGUAUAGAAAUUGAUGGCGUUGUUUAAAAACUCUUUUAUUUUUUUUUAAUUUUUUUUUAGGUUGCUAUGAGUUAGAAAGUGUAAAGAGCUGAACUUUAACAAUUGAAACAUCUACAGAGUAAUUAGUCUUUUAUUUUUCAAGAGAAUAAUAUCACUUUUACAUUGGGUUA
Molecule: messenger RNA, 1625 nt
Organism: Populus trichocarpa (black cottonwood)
Lineage: Eukaryota; Viridiplantae; Streptophyta; Magnoliopsida; Malpighiales; Salicaceae
Product: GATA transcription factor 4
Exons: 3
Coding region: 369-1340 (323 amino acids)
Biological process (GO): regulation of DNA-templated transcription
Molecular function (GO): zinc ion binding; sequence-specific DNA binding
Source: RefSeq, a predicted model, not a curated record